Molecule: messenger RNA, 1160 nt
Organism: Fopius arisanus
Lineage: Eukaryota; Metazoa; Arthropoda; Insecta; Hymenoptera; Braconidae
Gene: icln
Product: chloride nucleotide-sensitive channel icln
Exons: 7
Coding region: 316-912 (198 amino acids)
Biological process (GO): mRNA cis splicing, via spliceosome; chloride transport; cell volume homeostasis
Cellular component (GO): pICln-Sm protein complex; plasma membrane; methylosome
Source: RefSeq, a predicted model, not a curated record
ACUACACAUACACGAUAUGCAUGAACGAAUUAAAAAAGUAAAAACCUGCUGAUCGCUGAUUCUUCUGUACGAGUCUAGUGUCAACAGACGAGCGUUCGGUUAACGAACGAUUGUCACUCCGUUACAUAUUCCUCGUUUUGAUCAUCUAUUUGAUCUGACUGAACUUGAAGGAGAAAAUAUCCUGUUGGUGAAAGUGUUGAUUACACCAGUAGUACAUCAGGGGUGAAAAACGUAAUCGCUAAAUUGUGGGAAGUACGAGGGUGCAUUUUGCUGUGAUAUUCGGAAAAUUUUAAGGACUGCAGGAGACGACGAAACAUGGUUAUUUUGAGCAAUGUCUUCGCACCUCAAGAAGGAGUCAGGCACGAGGAACAAAACACUACGGUUUAUGUGAGUGACAGAGAAAUUGGAAAGGGCACUCUUUACAUAACUGAAAGUGUCCUGGCAUGGAUUGAAAGUUCAACUCAACAAGGUUUUGCCCUGCAGUAUCCAAAUAUCUCAUUGCACGCAAUAUCGCGAGAUCAGGUGGUCCAUCCGCGCCAGUGUCUCUAUAUUAUGAUUGAUACUAAACUUGAUCUAGAAGAUGACUCCGGAGAGGACGAUGAUUCCGAAAUACCUCUUACCGAAAUGAGAUUCGCACCAGAUAAUGUUAAUAACCUUGAUGCGAUGUUUCAUGCUAUGAAUCAAUGUCAAGAACUUCACCCCGACCCGCAGGACAGUUUUUCCGAUGCUGAAGAAGAUAUCUAUGAAGACGCUGAGGAAGAAGACGAUUUCGAAUACUACGAAGUUGGAGGUGGCGAUGCAUCUUAUAUUUUACCUUCAGAUCAAUCAAUAGGAAACCAUAAUGGCAAUGACUCAGAGGAAGCGAUGGAUAUUGAGGCUGCCCAGUUCGAGGAUGCUGAAGAAGAACCGUAAAAUGCCAUAGAAAAGUAAUCCAGAGAACAAGGGCUAUAAUAAAUAUGCAUUUAGGUUCUAUUAACACUGAUUUCCAACAUUGCUGACUAUAAGAAAAUACAUUCACACAAUGCAUUCGUAUUAGCUAACGUCAGUGAGCAUGUAGUAACAUACACUCGCCAUCCUCCAAGCACUAAAACUUUAUUUAUAUUCAUUUUGUACAUGGCAAUACAAUAAUUUCAUAGAAAUAAACAUUAAUCAUAAACCGA